AUGACCGUUUCUGAAGAUGAAUCAGAUGAUGAAGAAACAAAGAAAUCAUUAAGCAUCAUCAUAAGAUUGGCUAAAGAGCUAGAUGAAGACAAACCGGUAAACGUUGCAUAUAGUUUACCUGCGGAAGGUCUCGAAGGAGAAGAUUUUAAAUGGCCUAACGAGAAGGAUGAUGCCAAAGAUAAUGCCAAUGCAAAGAAGGGUAAAAGCAAGUGUGAUGCAGCAGAUGUGAGCCCUGGCAGAAAGAGAAAAGCAAAGAGAAAGAACUUAGAGAAUGACAAGGGACAAACAUCAGAGAAUAUCACUCCUCUUACUAUGGCCGACAUGCAAGAACUUAUUGACAACUCAGCAGAGUUUGACGCCAAAUUCACUUGUUUACUGCAAAAUCAAGAUGGGGCUAUUAAAAAUGACUUAAGAGAUAUGUCUGAGACGCUAAUUGUCCUGUCCGAGCAAAUUGUUGUAUUGAAGUCUCAACAAUCUGCGGUCAAUGCUGAGACUGAAGUUGGCUCAGUUGCUAAAGACAUUUUAGCUAUGACUAAAAAGUCUUCAAAUCAGUCCACGACAAUGACACAUAGGGCCAAGGGUACUACUUCCGCUUCUCUCGAGAAGGCAACUGACGAUCUCCAUGAGUCCGAGAAACGUCUUCCAUCAUCUAUCCAACCAACUACUUCACGAUCGGGAGCACAUAUGGCGAAGGAUACUCUUGAUGCUGAUCUUCAGAAGACAACUACCAAUCCCCCUGUGAUCGAGAAAGAUGUUGCACCAUCUUUCCAACCAGAUAAAUCACCAUCAGAAGAAGGAGCACCUAACGAUGCCCAUGUCAUUAAGAAAGGUGGUGCACAACCAAAAGAAACUGCAAUUGCACAGUAA
This is a messenger RNA of Arabis nemorensis, 867 nucleotides long. The record is from the annotation of a GenBank genome assembly. NCBI's taxonomy places the organism in Eukaryota, Viridiplantae, Streptophyta, Magnoliopsida, Brassicales, Brassicaceae.